Messenger RNA from Sander lucioperca (pikeperch), 2956 nucleotides. Its product is annotated as mucin-5AC. The transcript is spliced from 16 exons. The coding region runs from base 196 to 2448 and encodes 750 amino acids. Lineage: Eukaryota; Metazoa; Chordata; Actinopteri; Perciformes; Percidae. The record is from RefSeq and is a predicted model, not a curated record.
CAUUUCCCUUUUCCUUAACUAUCUUUGGCUACAACGGCUAUUUUUUUUUUUUUAUUGUUUUCAAAGUUUAACGUUAUUUCAUUAAAUUGUGUCUUUACUGUAACGAUUGACACGACCCAAAGAUGUCCCUCAGAAUAUAACUACUAUCGCGGUCUAAUCUUGUUUUUAGCUAACUGGUGCUGCCAUACAAAGAGGAUGAGUGCAGGAGUCCAGCAGCAGUUGUAUUUCCUGACCCUCCCAGACCUGAAGAAGCUGAUCAGUGUGACUCUGACUCUGCCGGAGGACGAGGAUCUGAGGAGCAGACAGAUCAAGACCAGCAGAGAGCUGAUUUUGCUGUACUCUGAUAUUCUGGCCUCUCCAGCUCUGGACUCCUUGAGUGAAAUCACAGUGGUCAUGGCUAUCCCGUUUUUCCAGAAAGGCAUCGUUCAGAUGUUUGCUCAGAGACGCAGUCUGCAGCUGAGCUCCUCUCAGUGUGUGUUUCCAGGUGUCCUCCAGUGCUGUGUGUCCUACUCUCUGAUCACCAGACUGGCUCCCAGCUGGAAUAAAGCAGGACUCUACCUCAUUGCUGGAAAAGACUUCCUGACGGAGAGCGGGAGGCUCAACGCUGUCAGCAUGGAGCUGAGCACCAGCGAGGGCCAACUUUGCAUCAGUAUCGUAGCCAACACAGUCAGACUGCCACCAACCACACUGGAGGACUUUGACCUCCCUCCGUUAGUUUUGAGGCGGUUCUGCAGCGAUCCUCACUUCGUCCUCGACCCCUCCUCCACCGGAUCAGCCAUCUGGUGUCACGUCCUGCCCAGCAUGAAGAAAGGUCAGAUUAUCACCAUCACCCGUCAGCUGCCCAGAGACGGACCAUUCAGGACCUACAGAGACCUGCAGAACCACUGGAACCGCCUGUAUGGUUACAGACUCCCUGAGCUUGCAGAAGAACAGGCGGUGUACUGCAGCGUCUACUUCAAACUGGUGGGCCAGAGACUCUUCACCUACCCUCUGAGCUGUGUCCGCCUGCAGCCGGUGCAGCGCUGCCCCCGGGUCGACCUGCAGGGGGCGCUGGGCCCCUUCCUGUCCCACAUCAGGGACCGGCUGCAGAGUGUCUGCGGCUUUCCUGCACGUCUGACCGGAAAACCCCGUUACCCCACAGCCAGCCUGAGCAUGGCUGCAACGGUGCAGGUGAUGAGCGGGGAUCAGAUCAAUUUGAGCACCUCUUCCUCUGUCCGGCCGGUCCUCACCACGCUGCCUCCGGUUCCCCGACCGCUGAAGCCCUACUUCGGCUCACAGCCUCCGGCCCAGACCCCUCUCUCCCAGCGGGACGGGGCCCAGGGGAUUCUGGGUAACGGGUGUGGACUUGGGGGACGACUGACGCAAAGUCAAGGCUACGGAGGCGACGGAGACCGGCCUUCAUUAGUCUCCUCUUCCUCCUCACGCGUUUCUUUUUCCUUUUCUGAUUCUUCGGGUUACCAGACAGCUUCAUCCCUCUCCUCUUCCUCUUCCUCUUCUCUCUUCCAGCCUACUUCAUCCCUCUCCUCUUCCUCUUCCUCUUCCUCUUCUCUCUUCCAGCCGGCUUCAUCCCUCUCCUCUUUCUCUUCUCUCUUUCAGCCAGCUUCAUCCCUCUCCUCUUCCUCUUCUCUCUUCCAGCCAGCUUCAUCCCUCUCCUCCUCCUCUUCUUCCUCUUCCUCUGUCCUCCACCCUCUUCCUCCCCCUCCAACCCCGGUGGUCCCGGCCCUCAAACUGGUUCCCAUCUUCAGGAACAAGUGUCCGUCUCACCACAUCAACAUCGCCCAGCUACGCGCCCAGAAGCAGAGGGAACAGCUGAGCGAAAGAGGGGAGGAAAGGGGGAGGAUGACGUUACCUGCCUUUAUGAAGAAGACCCCCACCACUGCUUCCUCUUUUUCGUCUUCUGCUUCUGUUUUGUCGGCUGCGUCUCUCACCGUUCCUCGCUUCAACCGUCGGCCCAAACCUCAGGGCAGCGCCGCUCCUCAGCCAACGGCGGCUCGCCCCAGACUCAACCACGUAUUCAGCCUCAGCCCCGCGUCCAACUCUAAACCCGGCGUCAUCCUCACUCCGAAGCCAGCGAUCAAGCUCAAGCAGAAACCCAAGCCCAGCGGCGCCCAAACCAGCGUGACGCUCAACUCUGAAGGCAACGCCGCUGCUGCUAACUCCGGUAAAGUUCAACCCUCAGCUGCACCGCUGAAAUCUCCUGAAAUCUCCAACAAAGACGCCUCCAACAGCAGCAGCAAAGAGGGAGUUGCGUUUGAGUCAAAGCCGAAGAAAUCCAAAUCUGCGGUACGAGACGUGGACGUGGAGCAAAUGGCCAGAAGCAACCAGUUGUCCAAGGUGAACUCUGUGACUCUGUUGGCCUGGUUGAGAGGAAGAGGAGUUCCCGUCAGCGGCAAACACAGGAAGGAGGAGCUGAUGCUGAAGGUUAUGGCCUGUCUGGCCGAAGCCUGAAACACACACACACACACACACACACACACUCAGAGACACACACACACACACACACACACACACACACACACACACACACACACACACACUCAGAGACACACACACACACACACACACACACACACACACAGACUUACUCUGGAGUAUUAACGCUGUGCUCAGCUCCUCGUUUAAGGGUUGGAUGUUAAAUCUGGCCGCGUUAUCGUCGUGUCUCGUCCUCGCUAAUUGAGAUUCUGAAGAUUUGCCAAAAUGAAAUUCUCGAGUCAGGUAAAAGUCACACAGAAAGUACAAAGUUAAAUCCAGACAGUUUUUCUCUCCCGUCUCCUUCGGGUUUGUCCGUAGAUUGUUUAAGUUGGAAAACGUUUUUCACACAGCUUUAACUGUCUGCCAUUUAUCAAAUAAAAGUUUCUGCAUUUCUGCUGCAGGUUUAGUUUGUUAAUACAGGAAGGAUUUCAUGUUCUGUCUUUAGUUAUCACUUUAAAGACACACACACAUACACAGACACACA